UGAGCCCGUGACCAGGGUUGCUGGUGGCAAAUGGGGGUUCGCACUCGCAGCAGCCGCCGCCGCCGCCGCAAGAUUGCCCGGAGGGACACCGCACCGGCGGCCACGCACCGCCUGCCCGACGAGCUUCUCGAGUUAGUAUUCCUGCGUCUCCCCUCGUCUCUCCAACUCAUCCGUGCCGCCUGCACCUGCAAGCGCUGGCGCCGCGUCGUCGCCGACGGCGGCUUCCUCCGCCGCUUCCGCUCUCUGCACCCGCACGCCUCCGUGGUCGGCCACUACCGCGUCGAAGAAUUCUCCCGCUUGUUUCCGCGUCCACCUGGCCGCAGACCCGUCUUCUUCCCCUCCUCGGCCUCUCCCUCAUCGGACACCGUGGACGCGCGGCACUUCUCGCUCGACUUCCUCCCGGCCCGCGGUGGUGCCUACUGGGAGUGGGAGCUCGCCGACAGUCUUGGCGGCGUCCUCCUCUUCCUCAAAGAGCGCACAGACGCGCCGUCGUCCUUCUUCGCCUAUCCCCCCGACCUCGUUGUCUGCGAUCCCCUGACGCGGCGCCACAGUGCGCUAGCUAUACCGGCAAAAUUUCACGGCUGCUACUGCCUCGGCGCCUUUUUGCUCGACGGCGACGCCGACGAGACGGGCUGCCGCAUCGGCAUGUCCAACUUCAGGGUUCUAUAUGCCAUCUUCUGCGAAGGCCUUGCCGGUACCUUGGUGUUCUCCUCCCGCAGUAGCCUCAAUGGCGACGGCUGGACCCUCGUGCAGAGCACGGGGCACAGCGGCAUGCCGGAACUCCCAUUGUUGACCAGCAUCCACUAUGCGGGGCAUGCCAGAGAGUCGGUCUACUGGAUGACGGCAGAAGACACUGUCAUUGUUCUCGACAAGGCCACCGCAGACUUCUCGUUUUCCUCUCUCCCGAAUGACAUGCCCUAUGUGUCAGACAAGGCCACCAGGAUCCGGGUCGUCGGCGGCGAGGAUGGUCCAGUGCACAUUGCCGUCCUGACCAGGAACUUCCUCAAGAUCUUCGUGCAAGCGGAAGGCAACAGCCAAUGGGUGAUGAAGACAAGGAUUGUAUUGUGGCGGGCGAUUCGUGACCUGUUUGGGGACAAGAAACCGCAACCGCACAUCACCAUGGACAAGCUGAAGGAGACUGUCUGGGUGGCAGAGAGGUCUGUUGUGUUGGGUACAGAGGAAGGUGAGGGGAUCAUCUCCAUGGACCUUGCCACCAUGGAGUUGAAGCGCGUGUCCGAGGGGAUCAAGUACCAUGGUCCGGCAUACGAGUACCAGUUACCUUGGCCUCUGACAAUCAGAGCUUGCUUACCUUUGUAGAUGGCCUUUAUGUUUCAGGUUCUUAUUCUCCCGAGUACUUUCACUUUGUUGUUACUUCAGAUUUCGGAACACCUUGUGUGAAAGGUAUAAAGUGUAACACCAUUAGUUUACUUAAUGAUUUACUACCGAUAGUUA
Messenger RNA from Lolium perenne, 1452 nucleotides. RefSeq lists its product as uncharacterized. Lineage: Eukaryota; Viridiplantae; Streptophyta; Magnoliopsida; Poales; Poaceae. Gene Ontology annotation, molecular function: protein binding. The record is from RefSeq and is a predicted model, not a curated record.